GGCAAAGAAACUAUGUCCACAACCACAAAUCUUCCCUAUCAUCUUGCUUCCAAAGACUUCUCAACAGAAAACAAAUUCACAUCCCAACUUUCCCAGAAAACAAUCUUAGAUCUCUUGAACACCAAAAGCAGCACUUCACUUCAUCAUCUCAAGCAAGUCCAUGCUGUGGCAUUAAGGACAGGCCAUUUUCAAGACCACUAUGUAUCUGGUACCUUAGUGAAAUGUUAUGCAAAUCCUCAUUUUAGCAACUUGAAUUUUGCCUUAAAGGUCUUUGAAUAUGUCCCAAACCCUAAUGUUUUUGUGUUUAACAUUAUCAUCAAAGGUUGUUUGCAGAACAAUGAGCCAUGUAAGGCCAUAUGGUGUUAUUACAACAUGAUGGCUGCACAUGCAAGGCCUAAUAAGUUUACUUAUCCGACAUUGUUUAAGGCUUGCACGGCUGCAGAAGCAGCUGAAGAAGGGGUGCAGGUGCAUGCUCAUGUGAUCAAACAAGGACUUAGUGGAGAUGUGCAUAUAAGAAGUGCUGGGAUCCAGAUGUAUGGAAGUUUUGGUGAAGUAGAGGGGGCAAGGAGAAUGCUAGGCGAGGAUGGGAACUCAGAUGUUAUUUGCUUUAACGCAAUGAUUGAUGGGUACUUGAAGUGUGGAGAGGUGGAAGCAGCUAAGGAAUUGUUUUGGAGCAUGGAGGAUAAGAAUGUUGGCUCUUGGAAUGUGAUGGUCAGUGGUAUGGCAAAAUGUGGCAUGAUUGAAGAAGCAAGAGAGUUGUUUAAUGAGAUGAAAGAAAAGAAUGAGAUUUCUUGGAGUGCUAUGAUUGAUGGUUAUAUCAAAGGAGGGUAUUACAAGGAAGCUUUGGAGGUUUUUAAUGUGAUGCAAAGAGAGGAAAUUAGGCCUAGGAAAUUUGUUUUGUCUAGUGUGCUAGCUGCUUGUGCUAAUUUGGGGGCUCUUGAUCAAGGAAGAUGGAUUCAUGCUUAUGUGAAUAAUAAUUCAAACUCAUUUGAUGCUGUUUUGGGUACUGCUUUGGUGGAUAUGUAUGCGAAAUGCGGGAGGCUUGAUAUGGCAUGGGAUGUUUUUGAGAAGAUGGAAAAGAAAGAGGUUUUCACUUGGAAUGCUAUGAUUUGUGGGCUAGGUAUGCAUGGUAGAGCAGAGGAUGCAAUUGAGCUUUUCUUUAAGAUGCAAAAACAGAAGUUUAGGCCAAAUGGGAUAACUCUUUUGGGUGUCCUAAGUGCUUGUGCUCAUUCAGGAAUGGUAGAUGAGGGUUUAAGGAUUUUUAAUUCCAUGGAGGAAGUGUAUGGUAUAGAGCCUGGGAUGGAGCAUUAUGGGUGUGUAGUUGAUCUCCUAGGAAGAGCAGGGCUCUUAGGAGAGGCAGAAGAGGUUAUGUAUUCAAUGCCAAUGGAACCCAGUGCUGCUGUUUGGGGAGCACUUUUAGGGGCUUGUAGGAAACAUGGAGAUGUAGAAUUAGGUGAGAGAGUAGGGAAGAUUUUACUAGAAUUGGAACCUCAAAAUAGUGGUAGAUAUGCUCUGUUAUCAAACAUCUAUGCAAGGGCUGGGAGAUGGGAUGAUGUAGCAAAUGUGAGGAAACUAAUGAAGGAAAGAGGAGUCAAGACCAGCACCGGAAUUAGCAUGAUUGACUUUGAUGGUGUUGUCCAUGAAUUCAAAAUGGGAGAUGGAUCGCAUCCGCAAAUGAAGAAUAUCUAUUUGAUGUUGAAAAAUAUGAUUAAGAGGCUAAAGAUGGAAGGUUUUUCACCAAAUACCUCUCAAGUUUUAUUUGAUAUUGAAGAGGAAGAGAAGGAAGCUGAACUGCAGUACCACAGUGAAAAACUUGCAAUUGCUUUCGGAUUGAUUAACACGAAACCAGGAACAACUAUCCAUGUAGUGAAGAAUUUAAGGAUGUGUGAGGACUGUCAUUCUGCCUUCAAGCUAAUCUCUCAAGUCUAUGAUCGGGAGAUAAUCGUGAGGGACCGCGCUCGCUACCAUCAUUUCAAGACUGGGACAUGUUCAUGCAAGGAUUUUUGGUGAGUUAUGAAAUGUCAGAAGCAUUCUUCGAGCAUCAAUGAGGAUAGGAAGCAUGUCCAGAACAGAAGUUGUGAUCCAAAGAGGGAAGUUAGCUGUCAUAGUUGUAAAUGGAGGUAGCAGUUCCAUAAUCCCGAUACAGGUUCAGAAAAGAUUACUAUUCUCAAGUUUUUUAAUCAAGCCCACCAAAUUUUAACAUAUUGAGUAGCAUUCUUGGAUAUGAUGAUUGCAUUGAAACACUCACAUUUUGAUAGAAAAGUAACUUGCUACAACCAGAAUAUUUUCUUCUCAAUUUGUCAGCAAGUUUAGGAGAAUGAAUGUUACUGCUGCAUAAUUUAAAAUCUAGUAUACUGGUUAUAGUGCAGGAAUUUGCUUGCAGGAGGCCUAUUGAACCUCCAGGUUUGACCAAGUGCUUAGAUGCAUUUUCAUUUUUUCAAGCUGUUCUUUAUCAAUCCUUGAAAGCUUGAACUAUAUCACACCAAGCACACUUGUCAUGGCUUUUAUUCAAAUAUAGUAUUAAGCACAAAAGCAUCAGCCUAAAGGCAAGACAACCAUGACAUGUAAAUACAAUGAAAGAGUAACAUGAGCACUCCGCAGUUCAAUACCAUAAAAGUACUUAGCUGUGUGGACUGCGCAUCUUAAUCUUCAGAGUGCCUAAUCCACACUAUAUGCUAUAAUUGCAUUGCUUUGGUUCAUAAUUGAUCAACAGCCUUUCUUAGGCUGACAAUCAUUGGUAAAGGCAUGGUGAGUUUCAGUAGAUGAUCCAGAAGGAUUUCCAUAGUUUCCAUAACUGCUGUUGGUCUCAUCAUCAGGACUGCCAUUGUUGUUACUAGUAGAAGGACUGCUAGUUGCAUUAUCAUUCUUGGUCUCCACCGCUCGCACUGAGCCUGUCACAGGAUAACCAUAGGUGCUUGCUUUUCCUUGUUGAUUAUUUGGCUUAAUAUCAGUUCCAGCAUCACCCUACUGCACAUUAGACAAAUGCUGAUUAUCAGUUUUUUCUGCAUUGAUCUCCUUCAAAACAAGCCUCUUAGCAUCAACUUGAAGAUGCAAGAAUGUCAGCCCUGGCACAAACAUGACAACAGUCGACUUCAUCAUCAACCUGGGAUUAUCUAAGUAUGCAAAGUAUUAAGAUUAAAAAAUAAUUUAUUUUAAACUGAAAUUAACUAAAAAAAGGUCUUUCUGACGAGUCCUUGUAUUCCUUUCUAGUUUGAUCAGUGGUUGAUUAACAUUGCUUCAAGGAAGCAAAUAUAUAGAAGAAAAACAGCUUUUGCAUAAUCAUGAUUAGUGGGAAACUAGGAUUAAAAUGUGAGCACUAUAAGUAUAAUGAAGUAAUGGAGUGAUUACAAAUUCACAAUAUUCUGGCCUUAUUGGAGUUUGCAUUGUAGGGCUCUACUAUUAAGUGCAGCACCAAAAAACACAGUUUACUGAACUGUGUAUUUACUAGCUAGCAGUAGCAUGAUUAUUGGUUGAUGGCAAAACAUUAAGAUCAUUAAGAAUUUGAAAAAUGAAAGCAUGCAGCCUGCAUAUGCUCUAGGUAAAUUGUAAUUAUGGGGUCAUAAAGUUGAUCUGAUUGCUAGGAUAAGUAAUCUGAUGGGUAAUAUGGAGCUGAAAAUUGACCUUUGCUUCUGUAAAUUUAGAGAAAUCAGGUUCUCAAACUGAAGUGGACCUGUUUUGGGCUAUCUAUGAUCAUCCUAGGCUACAACCCAAGUCACCAAAUAAGUACUGGGCUAACCCUAGCAUGAACCUCUUAAUCAGUCCUUAAUCCAUACCAUUAAAACAGAGUCGUCACAAAAUGAGAUUAUCUUGUGGUAGUUUCUGUUUGGUACGGUGAUACUUUUUAUUUUUUUAAUUAUAUAAAAAAAUUAUUUGGUUAGUUAAAUAACAUGUCUUUACACUGUGUCUUGUAUAAAAUUAUGUUUCAAAUCUUAAUUUUGUAAAAAUUAACAUAAUUUGUUUUUCAUUCAUGGGAACAUGUUUUUUUAUUUAUUUUAUAUGUAAAAAUCCUCUUAAUCUAUUUUUUUAACGACAAAAACUUCGAUAAUACAAAAGGCACCUCAUUAUUCAAUGCCCCGCAAAUAAACUAAAAAUAAUAAUCAAAACCAUUUCUCCACAACUAAAAAAAAGGCUUAAACCAAAACUCAUUCUCCUCUCUCAAUUGCCCCCAAAUUUCCCUUCACGAUAAUUAACUCCAAAAAUGACCAAUUUGUCAAUAUAUACAAUAUCAUGGACCAAUUUUGUCCAAACAAAAUCCAGUAUAACUAUUAAAAUAAAACAGACCACCUAGUACAUGCCACUCAAAAUCAAGAUCAGUUUAACUACCAAAAAUAUUAAAAAAAAAAAAAAGAGAAGGCCAAGUCAUGACCAUGAAACUACUAUCCCCUUCUUCUGCAUCAAACCCCAGAUGGGCUAAAUCUCUCUUCCUUCACUUAUAAUCCAAAAGGGUCAGAACCCAUCUCAAACUCUACCAACUUUUUCAAUGGAGGUCAAAAAAUUUAUUCUUUAAUAGAAAAAUGGUAGUGAAGGCACGUAUGAAGGUGGAGCAUAAGAAUGAAACUGAAGUAAAAUGAACUGAGUGGGGUAAGGUAUCUGCUGUGCCUUUUGAUAUGGAUGGAGUGUUGUUCAAUAGUGAAGAGCCUUUAAGAAUGGCAGGUGUUGAUAUUUUUGCUGAGAUGGGAGUUGAAGUUACAGUGGAGGAUUUUGUGCCAUUCAUGGGCACGGGUAAUAUAUAUUUGGUUCUUCAGUUUGAGAUUUUGUGCUUUGAUACAGUGAUUAUUUCUUGUUAGAUAAUAAGUGAUUGGAUAUUUGGUUUCAAUUAGCGAGAAUUUCAAUGUUAGCAAUUCUUUUUUGUUUCUUGAAAAGAAUCCAAAUGAUGUCAUUUGAUAUUUAGAGGACUUGUUGUAUAAUGUUGUCAAUGGUUCUGUUUUUAUUUUCUGGAAUUUGGUGUUUGAGUGACAGAAAUUUGAUUGUUUGAGAUGGAAAUUUGAUGGGAAGGAGCUGCAGUUUUACUGCUGAGUUUAUUCAAUGUAUUAGUGAAGCAAACUACCUACGAGGUGUUGCAAAUGUAAAGGGUGUUAAGGGAUUCGGUCCUGAUCGAGGCGGAAAAGAAAUGGUUCUGUGAGAUAUAUCUAGAUAAGGUUUGAUUAGUGUGAAAGAUUAUAUAUCCGAGUUUGUAAUGCAGUGUGAGUUUGUUUUGUGAUGCCCAAAGUCCUUUCACACAUUGCAGUAUGCAAAACCGAAUCCCGGAAUUGGAUUUCCAGGUGCCCUUGAACUCAUCACUCAGGUAUGAAACUGCAACAAUCCAGAAUUUGAAUAAUGAGAUUGUGUUGAGGCUACAUUAGCAUAGUGCCUCCUGUAUGACAGUGUAAAAACAAAGGCCUGAAAGUUGCUAUUGCAUCUAAUGCUGAUCACGUAUCAAAGUGGAUGCUAAUUUAGCUGCUGCUGGCUUACCAGUAUCAAUAAUUGUAUAAUGUUGAGUGUGGAGACAAACUCACACAAUCCUAGCUUUGAUGGGAUGGAGACAAGGCUUGAAGAAAGGAGUUAACAAAGGGCUAAAAUCAUGGCUGCAAAUCAAAGGAGGAUUUGUGGUGAUUUUUUGGGAGAAAUCAUGGAUGAAAAUGGGAUGCGUGUUCCCCCAUUUUCAACUAUAAAUUGGCACCAUAUGUAUGAGCAAAGUAGAGCCAAUUGAGAGGAGAAACAGAGAGCUAGAGAGAGCUGCCUUGGCAGCAGCUUGUAGUGGCAAGCUGAGUGAGAGAGAUGGGAGUGGAGUUGAGUUGAGUUUCUUUCUCCUCCGUUGUUGUGUAGUUGUAGCUUUCUCUAUACCUAAUAAUAUUGGCUUCUCUGUGGAUGCAGCCAAGUGUCCAAACCAAGUUAAAAUAUUGUAUUCAGCCUCUGGGCGAAGAUCAAAUCGAUCCUAACAAAUAAGUGGGGAGACUUAUUGUAGCUGAUACGAACAACAGUCUAAUCAGGUAUCUGGACUUGAACAUGGAACAAGCUGAACUUCAAACUUUGGAGCUGAAAGGAGUAAAUCCGAAUCCUUGAAGCGUCACAGGAAUCAAUCAUCAGCUGACACAGAGACAAUUGAAGUUGAUGGUGGUUCAUCCAGUGAGGGCAACCUGUCUCAAAAUAUCAUUACCUGAAGAGUACCAUUUCUCAAAGUGCUGAUCGAUCCCUCUUGAAGGUGAGUUAUCUAGGUUCAGAAGGAACUGCAAGCCUUGAUUUCAGAAGAUCCACUGCCUCUUCUUCAAUAGGAAGAAUAGCAGGGCUCACUAUUGUAAGCAAGAUGUGGUCUGCUUAUAUCAAUCACUUGUCUGAGAUACCAUUCCAAGAAGAAGUUUCAGACUCUACUGGUCUACCCCAUCAGAAAUCACACUUGCAUAUCUUGUGAAGCCCAAAUCUUCACCGAACAACUUGCAGCUACCAGUUACCAGCUGACAGCAUUCUCAUGCACAUGCAUUGUAAGAUUUUUUUGGUACAAUUUUGUGAUAUAUUUUCCAUGAAACAUGGAAGUUGAUUGGAUGAAGCAGUUUAUCUCAGUAAAUCAAAGAAAAUGACAUUUUCAUUGGAUUCGAAGAUGUCAAUGGAUUGUCACAUGUAAAUGUUUGACAUUUUGGAAGAGAGAACAUCGAUGUAGAGAACAGAUAUCAUUGCUUUUUUUAUUGAGUUUCUUUUUCCAACCUUCA
This is a messenger RNA of Populus trichocarpa (black cottonwood), 6683 nucleotides long. RefSeq names its product pentatricopeptide repeat-containing protein At5g66520. The transcript has 5 exons. The record is from RefSeq and is a predicted model, not a curated record. Gene Ontology annotation, molecular function: protein binding; zinc ion binding; RNA binding. NCBI's taxonomy places the organism in Eukaryota, Viridiplantae, Streptophyta, Magnoliopsida, Malpighiales, Salicaceae. Gene Ontology annotation, biological process: RNA modification. Bases 13 to 2010 code for a protein of 665 amino acids.